This is a messenger RNA of Lichtheimia ornata, 327 nucleotides long. RefSeq lists its product as uncharacterized. The transcript has 2 exons. NCBI's taxonomy places the organism in Eukaryota, Fungi, Mucoromycota, Mucoromycetes, Mucorales, Lichtheimiaceae. The coding region runs from base 1 to 327 and encodes 108 amino acids. The record is from RefSeq and is a predicted model, not a curated record.
AUGGUCAACCUUGGUGCGUUUAUUGCGGCAUUCUGCGCAUUAUGGCCUUUGAUCCUUGGUGCAGCUAUUCUCAUUCUCUUGAUCGCAUUUAUAAUAUUGCGACCGAUAGUCAAUGACUACCGGCUAUGUUGCUACUUUGAUAUAUCAUUCUGUAUGUAUCAUGUGGGGAGUUUCUUUCGCUGGACCACUAGUUCUUGCAGACAAAAACAUGGUGAUCAAGAUAAUGACGAUGAUGGCCCUGGAUUACCCGUAUAUCAACAAGAACCAAAGCAAGAGAUGAACCAGCUCACUAGACCACCACCAGCAGUCAUUAUGACAACCAAGUAA